GAAACAUUUACAUCACCGGCAUUUUUGAGUUUCGAACAUAUUCAACAAACUUCAGAUACGAGUGCUUGAACAAGCUUACCAACAGCUUCGCAGCACAUCGAUAUGUUGCCACCAUCACCACUUCGCCAAUUGGCACCAACAAUUGCCCGGCGCGUCCGGAACCCCAGGACAAUUGCUCGUCUAGCAUCAACACCCCAGUGCUUUGCACCCGUUACAGAAUCACCGUCAGUAAGAACACAACGAUGGCACUCCAACCAUAAUGACUCCAGGCCCCCCUCCUCUUCCUCCGUCAACCCCGACGAAAUCUCCCACUUCAACGCCCUCGCUGCCACCUGGUGGGACCCACACGGCUCCUCGCGCGCCCUCCACCUCAUGAAUCCUCUACGACACGAUUUUAUCCAGACCUGCCGCUCCUCGUCACCCACAUCCUCCUUCACCGUCCUAACCGAGGACUCUGGAGACGAACUUCCUUCUUCCUCUCCCGACGCCCCCACCUAUAGCACUACAGCCAACGUGCAAAAACUGCGCUAUCUCGACAUCGGCUGCGGCGGCGGCAUCUUCGCCGAGUCUGCCGCCCGCCUGCCCACCACCGAGUCCGUACUUGCCAUCGACCCGUCCCCAGGCGUCCUAGCCAUUGCCCGCUCCCAUGCCAAGAAAGACCCGAGUCUGUCGCCCAAGUUGACGUACCUCUCCUCGACGAUCGAAUCACUCCCUACACUCAAGCCCGAAGCCGUGGAAAAGAAAUUCGACGUGGUCUCGUGCUUCGAAGUCAUCGAGCACGUCGACCACCCUGCUCUGUUCCUCGACCACGUCGCCAAGUUUGUCAAGCCGGGCGGUUGGCUGGUCAUGAGCACGAUUGCACGGACUUGGACGAGUUGGUUUACGACGAAUUUCAUGGCUGAGGAUGUGCUGGGGAUCGUGCCCAAGGGAACGCAUGAUUGGAACAAGUACAUCAAUGAGUAUGAGCUGAGGGGAUAUUUUGAGGAAACAGAGGAAAAGAGGAGGUUCUGGGGACAGCCGAGGGCCAUGGGCGUUGUCUAUGUUCCCGGGCUGGGGUGGAAGGAGGUUCCCGGGAGCGAGAAGGUUGGGAAUUACUUUUUGGGGGUGCAGAGGUUGGCUAGUGAGGAUGCGUAAGCAUGGCAAUAAGGACGUUUCUGUGCGUUGUACGUUUAUAUGUAUAGGUUCUGUGAUAUAUGAAGCUGAUCAUACGAAGGGGGUAAGCAGGUACAUGAUAUGGACUGGAUAUCAAGAGACUAAGAUGGUCUCCCCAAGGCUGUCCACUGCUCAAGCCCAUAUGACAUUAGUACGCCAGUUGCGAGUCGUCCAGCUGCCGCCUUGCAUACUGGUGGGGUGAGCAGAAAGAGCUCAGUACUCAUCCCGAUUACUGGAGCGUUCCCUUGGCUUGACAGCAUACCA
Molecule: messenger RNA, 1416 nt
Organism: Neurospora crassa OR74A
Lineage: Eukaryota; Fungi; Ascomycota; Sordariomycetes; Sordariales; Sordariaceae
Product: hexaprenyldihydroxybenzoate methyltransferase
Exons: 1
Coding region: 103-1134 (343 amino acids)
Biological process (GO): ubiquinone biosynthetic process
Molecular function (GO): 2-methoxy-6-polyprenyl-1,4-benzoquinol methyltransferase activity
Source: RefSeq, a predicted model, not a curated record